ACGAUGAAGGUUCAAGCUCUUACUGCCCUCUUCUUCCUCCUGGUUGCAGCGAACGAAGCCAAAGUAAUGAAGAAAUGUGAACUGGUCAAGAUACUGAAACAGCACGGCAUGGAUAAACACGAAGGCUACAAACUGGGAGACUGGGUCUGUAUGGCAUAUCAUGAAAGCAGAUACAAUACCAAGGCUGUGGGGGCCCCAAAUACGGACCGCAGCCGAGACUAUGGGAUUUUUCAGAUAAACAGCAAAUACUGGUGCACUGACGGAAAGAAUCCAUCAAGCAAUGGCUGCAAAAAACCCUGCAGCAGUUUCACGAAUGAUAACAUUGAAGACGACAUCGUGUGCGCUAAGAGAAUUGUCCGUGACCCCCAAAAGAUGAACGCCUGGGUAGGAUGGGUGAAACAUUGCAAAGGAAAAGACCUCUCACAAUGGACUCAGGGCUGCAAAUGA
Messenger RNA from Euleptes europaea (tarantolino), 447 nucleotides. Its product is annotated as lysozyme C, milk isozyme-like. The transcript has 4 exons. Lineage: Eukaryota; Metazoa; Chordata; Lepidosauria; Squamata; Sphaerodactylidae. Bases 4 to 447 code for a protein of 147 amino acids. Gene Ontology annotation, molecular function: lysozyme activity. The record is from RefSeq and is a predicted model, not a curated record.